AUAAGAAGAAAGAAAACGAAAGGGAUAUAUACAUAUUUAUAGGCAUAUAUGAAAUCUCUUUAAUCUGCUAAUUUAUCAACAUCCUUCUCUCUCCAUAUAUCAUUGGUGGAACUAUUCUUUUGAUGAUGUUAUUUUCCAGUACUACAACCAAUGUAACCAAAAUACCCUAGUCAAGCUAAUUACUUCAACAUCUUUUCUUCCUCUCUUUUCUAAUAAUUUUCUCUUUCUAUUUUAAGAAUGCUUUUUUCUUCUAACAAUCUCUCUUCACUUUUGUGAGCUCCCAUUCUUCUAUCUUUACAGAUCUCUUCUAUUUUCCAUUCUUUUAGCUCCCUUCAGCUUCUUGCUAUUUCAGGUUGAAAAUGGUGAGGCAAAAAAUCCAGAUCAAGAAGAUAGACAACUUGACAGCAAGGCAAGUGACUUUCUCAAAGAGAAGAAGAGGGCUUUUCAAGAAAGCUCAGGAGCUUUCAACUCUUUGUGAUGCUGAUAUUGGACUCAUUGUUUUCUCUGCUACUGGAAAACUUUUUGAAUAUUCAAGCUCCAGUAUGGUGCAACUGAUUGAGAAGCACAAGAUGCAGUCAGAAAGGGAAAAUAUGGAUAGUCCAGACCAACUCCAAUCUUCUAACCUUCAGAGCGAGAGGAAAACCUGUGCAAUGCUUAGCAGGGAAUUUGUGGAGAAGAAUCGGGAGUUGAGGCAACUUAAUGGAGAAGAGCUGCAAGGACUUGGCCUGGAGGAACUAAUGAAAUUGGAGAAGAUAGUCGAGGGAGGAAUAAGUCGUGUACUGAAGAUUAAGGGUGACAAGUUUAUGAGAGAGAUCAGUUCCCUCAAGAAAAAGGCAACUCAACUGCAGGAAGAGAAUUCACAGUUGAAACAACAAUCAGAACAGGCAAGAGUGUUGCAAUUUGAGGGCCAAACUGCAACUGAGCAAGGACAAUCGGCAGAUUCCAUCACCAACAAUCGCAGCUUAGUCAAUAGUCAUCAGGACUGCAAUGACUCAGAUACUAGCCUCAAGUUAGGCUUGGCCUUUCCUUAAUGAGCUUGAUUUGAGAGCCAGGGAUAUAUAUUUACUGUGUAAUUUUCUAUUGAUGCAUCAUAUAGUCAAAUGUAUAAAUUGAUUAGGUCACUUGACCAGGUCUUGAAAGACUUUGAGAUCACCGAAUUUCUGGAGAAUCGAGGGGUCAAUAGUCUAAUCGUAAUGGUGUUUGCAACAGAUGUAGCUAGCUAGGUACUUUAUCGGUUGAUAUCUAUUCAAUCAAAUGUAUCAUCUUAAUUUACAUGGUCAUGUGAUGCCUGAAAUAUAUGGCUAGUUCGUGUA
Messenger RNA from Lycium barbarum (goji berry), 1313 nucleotides. Its product is annotated as MADS-box protein JOINTLESS-like. Bases 360 to 1031 code for a protein of 223 amino acids. NCBI's taxonomy places the organism in Eukaryota, Viridiplantae, Streptophyta, Magnoliopsida, Solanales, Solanaceae. The record is from RefSeq and is a predicted model, not a curated record. Gene Ontology annotation, biological process: positive regulation of transcription by RNA polymerase II. Gene Ontology annotation, molecular function: protein dimerization activity; DNA-binding transcription factor activity, RNA polymerase II-specific; RNA polymerase II cis-regulatory region sequence-specific DNA binding. Gene Ontology annotation, cellular component: nucleus. The transcript has 9 exons.